Messenger RNA from Microbotryum saponariae, 2385 nucleotides. NCBI's taxonomy places the organism in Eukaryota, Fungi, Basidiomycota, Microbotryomycetes, Microbotryales, Microbotryaceae. The record is from the annotation of a GenBank genome assembly.
AUGUGGACCGUCGACUUCAAACAUCCUGAUUUCGCCUUGCAUCCUAUCGAUGCGCCGUCACCUUCGACGGGAUCGCCUCGGGACGAGGUCGCUCCCCUCCCACUCGAUACCACAGAGGCAUUCGAGGCCUUCCCCAACUUACCCGGCCUUCGUCGUCCCAGCAUGGCACUGAAGGACCCCACACUGGAGAUGCGUAUGGAGCGGUCACUGUCCGACUUUCUCAACGAGCACGAUCUCGCCGACAGCGUGCUCGCGGAAACCCGCGAGGUCACGAAACACGAGCUCGAGCGCUGUUACCCACCACAAUCGAUCGCGGACCACCUCGUUUUCAUGGACAGUCUGCGCAAACAUGCGUUGAAGCCUCUACUGCACUUCCUGGCGGAGCAGUAUCACAAGAAGCUGGCUACCUCCGGGUCAACCGAGAGCUGGGGGACUCGACUCCGUGUCAAGCUCUGCACGGAAAAGCCACCCCUUCCCUCUGGCAUCACUGUGGUCAUCACAAGAUCUGAUGGACGAUCUUGCAGCCAGAUACCGAUCCUGUUUGAAGAUGAUGCGAAUUUCCUCCGCUGUGGACCGGAGCCCGACGUGUUCACCGGGUGCCUCUUUCAUCUCGACAAGGACGGCAAGCCGUUUCCUCUCGACUCGGAUAGGACCAGUUAUGGUGCUCAGGCGAUGCUGAACAAGGUCAGUAUAUUAUUGCGCAUCCCACGGACCGAGUAUGAGCUAAUCCUUUCGAGCCUGGUCUGCAGCUGGCGUUCAUGAUGGAGUCUUCUGCUUCGCGGCCUUCGUCGGAUACGACUCCUGGCGAGAACAAACUUCCUGUACGCUUCGGUCUAGUCCUGAGCUCAAACUUCGGUAUGAUCGCAGAAACAGGUCAGUGGAACGCUCGGCUCGUCCUUGCCUCCAAGGCGCCUCCUGGAGGUUCUGACCACGAGCAUCUUGUGUUACUCGCCUUCUCGCAUGGCUUUCCUUUCACAGUCGCGGAUCCACAACACCCUCAAGAAGUCGGCUUGCUUUUCUCGCGUGUGUUCCGCACGGGCGCCGGUGAAGUCAAUUUUGGACGACACAGCCCCCCCCCCUUUCGAAUAUGGGUCUUUACCCCUCAUGCUUCUCGCGAUCGUCGUUGAUCAGCUCGCGCCAGUCGCCGCUCCUUCGCCUUGCACACUUCGACUUCUUUUUGACGUAGGACCGGAGAGGUGCCCUCCAGCUCAGCUUCCAGUUCAGCUCAACGAAGAGGGGGUUGCUCCCCGUGCUGUCAAGCGACGUCGCACAAAGAACAGAAAUGCGGUGCCUCCGUCUUCUGUGGUAGUCUUGAAAAGUACGAAUCAGGUCGUGCGUGCUACAUUGAACAGCACGGCGUGCCCAGUGAGUGGCAUGACUACACUCCCACAAUGGCAACGUUGUCGUCGACGUUGCAUGGCUAACAAAGCAGUUGGACCUUGUUGCAGUCUCGAAUGUUGAUGAUUACGCAUCGAGACGACUUGGACCUCAGGGAGGCUGUCACUUUCGAGGUUUUCGACAAAGCUCCUCACCAAUCACUGUGCCGACCGUGCCUCGACGACCAGAGACACCGCCUCAGCAGUCUUCCUCCCGAAUUGCUCGCUUUCCUCUGGGACGACCUUGACGUCGACGAGGACCCACCGAAUCAGGCUGCCUUGUCGGAUUUGGAAUGGGCUGAUUUCCGGGCUCUGCCGGCCCUGCAAGUCCCACUUUACCUCGCAUCGGGUAGUGUCAGUUCGGUCUCGGCGGGCAAGCUGCGGCCGUCGGUUCUCGACAACACCGCCGCAUUCGGCUUCGAUAGCGGCGCAGUACGGGAAGAAAGAAAGGUUGGCACACCGGUCGACUGCUUCGACGACGGACUUACGCGAACAAUCCCUCCCGAUCACCCGGUGGUGAUCAAAUACUUCCCCUGGCACCAGCUGGCAUCGGCCGUUCGAGAGUCGCUCUUUUACGAACACGUCUUCCCCCUUCUCCCAUCACGAGCGCGAGUUUUCCUGCCUCCAUACUACGGAACCUAUCGGAGUGCCGAUGGGAGCGAGGUUUGCCUUGUCUUGGGGUAUGGGGGACGACGCAUUCAAAGAGCCGAUUAUAAUGACGCUCUGAAACUCAAAAUCGAGUAUGUCUCCAUGCGAUGUUUCCUCGCUGCUUUCAGUCAAGACUGUGUUGAACCCGCUAACAGAUUUGAGCCGGGCCUCUCCACGCGCCUGCGGUGUCAUUCACAGUGAGGCAUUUCGGGUUUUCCGCAAACAAGGCGUCCACCAUGGUGACCAAGCGCCGCGCAAUGUUCUGCUACGCGAGGAUGGGUCGUUGUGUCUGAUCGAUUGGAAUGUCGCCACCGUCGACUUUGACCCGCGGGCGCGGCGGCCCACAUUAUGCAUUGGAUGA